Molecule: messenger RNA, 1560 nt
Organism: Saitoella complicata NRRL Y-17804
Lineage: Eukaryota; Fungi; Ascomycota; Saitoellomycetes; Saitoellales; Saitoellaceae
Product: pyruvate kinase
Exons: 1
Coding region: 1-1560 (519 amino acids)
Biological process (GO): glycolytic process
Cellular component (GO): cytoplasm
Molecular function (GO): magnesium ion binding; pyruvate kinase activity; potassium ion binding
Source: RefSeq, a predicted model, not a curated record
AUGUUUUCCCAGUCUGGAUCCCCCAAGACCACCCUCGAAUGGACCGCCGGUCUCAACAUCGAGAACUUCCCCAAGAAGACUUUCCGUCGUACGGCUAUCAUUGCUACCAUCGGUCCCAAGGUCAACAACCCUGAGAUGAUGGUCAAGCUCCGUCAGUCGGGUGUCAACAUCUUCCGCAUGAACUUCUCCCACGGUUCGCACGAGUAUCACGGUUCCGUCAUCGAGAACGCUCGCAAGUCCGAGGAGUUGUUCAAGGGCCGUCCUCUCGGUAUUGCCCUCGACACCAAGGGUCCUGAGAUCCGUACUGGUCAGACUGUCGGAGAUGCCGAUAUUCCCAUCUCUGCUGGUCACGAGAUGAUCAUCACCACCGACGAGGCAUACGCUGCCAAGUGUGACGACAACGUCAUGUACCUCGACUACAAGAACAUCACCAAGGUCAUCGAGGCCGGCCGUAUUAUCUACGUUGAUGACGGUGUUUUGUCCUUCGAGGUCCUCGAGAUCGUCGACGAGAAGAACUUGAAGGUCAAGUGCUUGAACAACGGAAAAAUCUCUUCCCGCAAGGGUGUCAACCUCCCCAAGACCGACAUCGACCUCCCCGCCCUUUCCGAGAAGGACAAGUCCGACUUGAGAUUUGGUGUCCAGCAGGGUGUCGACAUGGUCUUCGCUUCCUUCAUCCGUCGCGGUGAGGACAUCAAGGCCAUCCGUGAGGUCCUCGGCGAGGAGGGUAAGAACAUCCAGAUCAUCGCCAAGAUCGAGAACCAGCAGGGUGUCAACAACUACGACGAGAUCCUCAAGGAGACCGACGGUAUCAUGGUCGCCCGUGGUGACCUCGGUAUCGAGAUCCCCGCUUCCCAGGUCUUCAUCGCCCAGAAGAUGAUGGUCGCCCGUGCCAACUUGGCCGGUAAGCCCAUCAUUUGCGCUACCCAGAUGUUGGAGUCCAUGACCUACAACCCCCGCCCCACCCGUGCCGAGGUCUCCGACGUCGGAAACGCUGUCUUGGACGGCUGCGACUGUGUCAUGCUUUCCGGAGAGACCGCCAAGGGUUCAUAUCCCAUCGAGGCUGUCUCCAUGAUGCGCGACACCUGUCUUUUGGCCGAGUCCGCCAUCUCAUAUCUCCCCCUCUUCAACGAGCUCCGCUCCCUUGCUCCCCGCCCCACCGAGACCACCGAAACCGUCUGUUCUUCCGCCGUCUCCGCCGCGAUCGAGCAGAACGCCUCUGCCAUCAUCCUUCUCUCAUACUCCGGUGCUACCGCCCGUCUCUGCUCCAAGUACCGCCCCUCCGUUCCCAUCAUCACCGUCACCCGCAACGCCAAGAUGGCCCGUUUCGCCCACCUGUAUCGCGGUGUCUACCCAUUCGUGUACGAGGGUCACAAGCCUACUGACUUGACCCAGUGGCAGGAGGAUGUUGAGAGCAGAAUUGUCUGGGGUAUGCAGCAGGCUAAGGAGAUGGGUUUGGUUACUGAGGGUGACACUAUUGUUGUCAUUCAGGGCUGGAAGGGCGGAUUGGGUAACACCAACACUAUCCGCGUCCUCCAGGUUCCUGAGAACUUGGACGCUUAA